AUGGGCCUCGAUCGCCUGGCCUAUGUGCAGCAGCUGAUGCCGGCGCGGCAGCAUAAGAGAGACACUUUCUCCCGCCGACGUCUUCGUCUCUUGACUCGCGUUGAGACCCCGUCUCCACCCGCAGCAGCAGCAGCAGCAGCAGCAGCAACAGCAGCAACAGCAGCAGAAGCAACAACUACAACAGCAGCACAGGGUACUGCUGUUGAUGAUGCCCCUCCUCAUGCGGGGGCCCCUGGGCCUGCUUUGAACGCAGCAGCGCUGGAACCGCGCAACGCCGCAGCGGCGGCGCAGCGGCUGCUGCCGCUGGUGCAGCAGCGGGAGAGGGAUCUAUUAGAGCAGCAGCAGCAGCAGCAGCAGCAGCAGCAGGACGGGGAGGAGGCGAUCGGGGAGGAUCUGCUGCACCUAUCUCUAUCUUUCUGUCUCCUUUUUUGUCUGUCUCCUUUUCUGUCUCCUCUUUAUGCUUCUUCGUUGUCUCCUUCCGUUUGUCUUUGCUGUUUUUUUUCUUUUUUUUUUGGGUACUCCUCUAUCAGCAGCAGAAGCAUCAGCAGCAACAGCAGCAACAGGGGAGACGUUCAAGCGGCAAAGACACCGCAGCAACAGAGACAGCAGCAGCACACAGACACAGAGAGAGACACAAAAGGAGACACAUGCUCGGGUGUCUCCUCACGUAUCCAAGCAGCUGCUGUUGGGUACUCCUCUAUCAGCAGCAGAAGCAUCAGCAGCAACAGCAGCAACAGGGGAGACGCUCAAGCGGCAAAGACACCGCAGCAACAGAGACAGCAGCAGCACGCAGACACAGAGAGAGACACAAAAGGAGACACAUGCUCGGGUGUCUCCUCACGGUCCCUUGAGGUGUCUCUGACUUCUUUCCAGCGUUCAGCCUGGCGGCGGAUGACGCCCAAGACAACAGCAGAGAUUGUAGACGCGGUGUACGAACAUGACUUCCUCUUCCUGCUUCUCUUUCUCAAACACCGGCAACACUCAGCCUGGCGCAGGAUGACGCCCAAGACAACAGCAGAGAUAGUAGACGCGGUGUACGAACAUGACUUCCUCUUCCUGCUUCUCUUUCUCAAACACCGGCAACAGCAACAGGAGCAGCAGCAGCAGCAGCAGCAGCAGCGACAGCAACAGCAACAGCAGCAGCAGCAGCAACAACAGCAGCAAAACGGGAGUUCCACACUGCUGCAGCUCUGCGACGCUACACCAGAGCAGCAGCCUUCUUGGGACAGUGCAGAAGCAGCUGAAGGCGAUGCAGGUGCAGCAGGAACAGCAGCAGCAGCAGCAGCAGCAGCAGCAGCACAGACAACACCCGCAUCAGCAGCAGCACGAACUGAAGCAGAUGACUCUGAGGAAGAUACACCUCUGGCUUUGCUGCCAGCAGCGGAGCGUCGGCGCACAGCCAAGCAGCAGGAGCCUGCCUCAUCUGCUGCAGCAGCAACAGGGGGUGCUGCUGCUUCUGCUGCUGCUUCUGCUGCUGCUGCUGCAGAAGCAGCAGGAUUCCCGCCUGGUACUCUUCCUAUGAUGGGCGCCUCCUUUCGCUCGAAGGCGCAUAGGGGGUUCUUCAGCCUCCCUGCGUCUCAGCUCUUACCCCUGAACGCAGCAGCAGCAGCAGCAGCAGCAGCAGCAGCAACUGCAACAACAACAGAAGCUACAGCAGCAACAGAAGCAGCUGCAGCAGCUGCUGCUGCGCUUAUGCCGGCACAGAGCGAGGUACUGCUGCAGCAAGAAGCAGCAGCAGUGCCGCAAAGCUGUCAGCAGCAACUCUUGGCGCUGGAAGGCCCCAGUUCACCGCAGGAUCCGCAGCAGCAGCAGCAGCAGCAGCAGCAGGCUGGCGGGGACCAAGAACAACAGCAGCAACAAGCAUACCGAGAGCACCACCUGCAGCAAGAGGAUCGAGAGGAGCAGCAACAGCAGCAGCAACAGCAGCAGCAGCAGCAAGAGGCGUUGCAAGGGAGUCAAGCAGAAGCAGAUGCAGCGCACGAGCCAAAACGUAGGAAGCUGCUGCUGUCCCCUGGUGUUGCUGCUGCUGCAGAAGAGACUGCAGCAAACUCUGAGUUGGCCUUAGCAAUCCCUGUCUCGAGCAGCAGCAACAGUAGCAGCAGCAGCAGCAGCAGCAGCAGCAGCGAGCGUAGUCUUCUGCAGCAGCAGCUGAGGCUGCUAGAGGACAGAGCAGCAGCUGCCUUGGAUGCUGAUUCUGCUGCUGGGGGUUUGCGUGGCGUUGCAGCGGAAACGAAGUAA
Eimeria mitis is the source of this 2238-nucleotide messenger RNA. RefSeq lists its product as uncharacterized. Lineage: Eukaryota; Apicomplexa; Conoidasida; Eucoccidiorida; Eimeriidae. The transcript has 10 exons. The record is from RefSeq and is a predicted model, not a curated record. Bases 1 to 2238 code for a protein of 745 amino acids.